CUGAUAUUUGGAAAGAAUUUGUCCACAAAUAUGAUCCCAGUGGUAAAUACCAAGAGGCGUUUCAAGACUUUUUAAAGUCAUAAAAUGAAAAUGAUUUGGUUAUUAAUUAUUGUUGUUGCAACAUUAUCUACGACAGUUGCAGCUGACUUCUACAGUUCCCGGUAUGACAAUUUCGAUGUUCAGCCACUUUUAGAUAAUAAUAGAAUACUUCUCAGUUACGCUAAAUGUUUUCUCGACCAAGGACCAUGCACACCUGACGCCAAGGAUUUUAAAAAGGUCAUUCCCGAGGCCUUGGAGACAUCAUGUGGCAAAUGUACACGCAAACAGAAACAACUGAUCAAAAAAGUAAUUGGCGCCUUAAUGGAGAGACACCCUGAAGCCUGGAAUCAGCUCAUGGAGAAGUAUGAUAAGGAUAAAAAAUAUAGAGACAAUUUUAAUAAAUUCUUAAAUGAAAAGGAGUAACGUUAAUUAGGUCAAGUGAAUAAUUAUAUUCUGUUGUUUUAAGAUGUAAAUCUUAUAUGUAUAAUGUAGUUUAUGCCGUCUUGUAUAUUUCCACUGUGAUAAUAGCAACAUGCAAGAUCGAGUGUAAAUGGGAAGUAAUGUGAUACUGUGACGCAAAUGUGACGUUUGACUUAAUAAGUGCAAAUUAUUACUUGCAUGCAACACACAAAAUACCUGGAAAACUUUGUACACAUUGCAACUGCUUCGUGUUCUUGAAAUCAUUCCCGCAUAUCUUACAUAAUCAACUAUAUCAAAGAUAUUUGGUUCAUUACUGUUAAAACAAUUCAAUCGUAAAAUCUGCUAUCUUAAUUAGAAUCAUUUUAUAAGAAAAAUUAAGCACAUCAGGAAAUAUUUAUAAAUAUUUAUUAUACUGUAAAUUACACUUGUAUGGGAUUA
This is a messenger RNA of Achroia grisella, 897 nucleotides long. It is a transcript of the gene CSP11, whose product is annotated as ejaculatory bulb-specific protein 3-like. Bases 85 to 462 code for a protein of 125 amino acids. The record is from RefSeq and is a predicted model, not a curated record. NCBI's taxonomy places the organism in Eukaryota, Metazoa, Arthropoda, Insecta, Lepidoptera, Pyralidae. The transcript is spliced from 3 exons.